GUGGCUGUCAUUCGUAGUUGAGUGCUGAAAGUGAAUUGUAUUAGAACAAAAUUUUUAACGGAAACUUUCGUGAAGAGAUAAAUAGAUAGUAGAUAUAGCCCUACAGAUAUAGACAAUCGAAUUAAAGGUGUCUUAACGAAACAGAAGUAAAAUCUUACUCAGUGAAAAUGUACAAAACACUUGUGAUUGUGUUAGCAGUUUUCUGCAUACUAUUUCUUCAUAGAACAGUAAACGGCAGUGAAUUCGACUACGAACAUCAAUCUAAAUGGUACGAUGACUUUAAGCAAUGCAGCUUUAAUCGACAAUCGCCGAUUGAACUAAAUUCCAAUGAGGCCGUUAUAUCAUAUGACAUACUGCCGUUAAAAUUCAUACACUAUGACGUACCCUACAAGAAGGCGGUGAGAAGUGAGAAUAACGGACAUACGGCGAAUAUACAGUUGCCAACGACGAGACUCGACGCAGCGUACAUCGUUGGCGGUCCACUACAGAAUCAAACGACUUACAUAAUGGAGAGUUUGCACUUCCAUUGGGGCUCCAAUGAGUCACACGGUUCCGAGCAUGUGCUCGACAGCGAACGCUACUCCAUGGAGAUGCAUCUGCUGCAUCGGAAUACCAAGUAUGCGACGGUGGAGGAGGCGCGCGAACACGAAGAUGGCUUGGCUGUGCUGGCCGUGCUGUACGUGGUGAAUGUCACUGCCACAGCCGAUUUUGUAGGCUUGAAUGAGGUCAUAAAUGUUUUGGAGUCCAUUUCCGAAUUCAAUCGCUCUACUGAAAUUGACAAUUUUCUACUCUCCGUGCUGCUGGGCGACAUGGAUGUUGCGGAAUUUUACACUUACGCUGGCUCACUCACCACACCACCCUGUUCGCAGGCCGUCACUUGGGUGGUUUUCUCGCAUCCAAUUACAAUCACGUCCAGUCAAAUGAAGCGUUUCCGCCGACUAUCAGACGGCCAUGGCGCUACCUUGGAGAACAAUUAUCGCGCACUGCAGGCGAAGGGUAAUCGAAAAAUCUUUCUGCGCCGCAAACGCAAAGUGCUGGAGUCCACAGUACAAUCGCCGCUCUAUUGGGAGCUGUUGAACAAACUGAAGCCACAGGCGCAGACAGCUACAGUUGGCGCAAAGUGAAAAUGUGCAAAGCGUAACAGGCAGUGUUCAGCUGAAGUUUGCAAUUUUAAAAUUAAAGCGCUUUAUUGAAAAGUAAAGACUGAUUGAGACAGUUGACAUUAACUUAAAAUAUUUUGACAAUAUUUUAAGACAAAUAUUUAAAAGUAAACGUAACAUUUUAUGCUAUGAUACCAAAGAAUAAAAAUUAAAGUAUUAUAUCAUGUAAAUAUGUAAAUAAUAACAACAAUAAUAACAAUUUUUCAAAUA
Molecule: messenger RNA, 1370 nt
Organism: Zeugodacus cucurbitae (melon fly)
Lineage: Eukaryota; Metazoa; Arthropoda; Insecta; Diptera; Tephritidae
Product: carbonic anhydrase 2-like
Exons: 4
Coding region: 168-1124 (318 amino acids)
Cellular component (GO): cytoplasm
Molecular function (GO): carbonate dehydratase activity; zinc ion binding
Source: RefSeq, a predicted model, not a curated record